Molecule: messenger RNA, 1224 nt
Organism: Exophiala mesophila
Lineage: Eukaryota; Fungi; Ascomycota; Eurotiomycetes; Chaetothyriales; Herpotrichiellaceae
Exons: 3
Coding region: 308-1054 (248 amino acids)
Biological process (GO): positive regulation of transcription from RNA polymerase II promoter by galactose
Cellular component (GO): nucleus
Molecular function (GO): zinc ion binding; RNA polymerase II cis-regulatory region sequence-specific DNA binding; DNA-binding transcription factor activity, RNA polymerase II-specific
Source: RefSeq, a predicted model, not a curated record
GUCUCUUUACCCAACAGCUUCGUCGAAUCGCUCGGACACUGAAAAUCGCAUUGCUUCGAUGUAGAACAGUACAGAUAAUGUCAGAUGAAUCGCGUUGGGCAAAAGCCUAUAUAGCGUGCGACAGGUGCAAGCUUCGCAAGAAGAAAUGCAAUGGUGAUCGACCAAAAUGUAGUCUUUGUGCCAUGCAGCGUGCGGAUUGUACAUAUUCAGCAGUCCGACGUCUUCGUGGCGCAGGCAAAAAAUUUGAAAAAAAGAAAACCACCUAACGAGGAUCAUUACCAGGGGAAGGCAUGGCAAGGCUGAUCAAAUGAUCCCUCUGCCUCUGGUGCAGUCUUCUUUGUCCACGGCAAGUCGUUGCGAACCAUUGUGUAUCAAAUCGACAGAGUUGGGCAAGGACCUUUUGAUUGCCAAACUUCCCGCAUUUCUGGCACCGCACUCGUUUAAAAGCAACCUCGAAACCGUACAAGCAGCUCUCGACAAAGCACGUUCUAGGGAUGAAUACUCAUCAAUAUUACCAGACAAUAUAGCAAGACACUUGAUUGAAGCCUCGUUCGAAGAAAUCUCGCUCCCGCGGAGCGUAGUCGCGAGCCGUCUUGAACUCACAGCCUUGUUUGAUCAACAACGUCGAGAAUGCCCGAAAGAUCCAGGGUCCAAUCCUGCAAUAUGGGUACUGAUCAACGCAGCGAUUGCGCUUGCAAUUCGAGCCAAGACAGUCGACACGCCUGCUUUGCGGUUAUCCGAGAUCGCGUCUGCGUAUCAUCGCAACGCAACCAAAGCUCUAGGUCAAGUUUUGCUUGCUCCUCCGUCAGUGCUCUCGGUUCGUGCAUUGCUAGCCAUGGCAGUGGCUAGUCGGGUUGAGACGGGUCAGCUUGCAGCUCUGAUUUUGGCCAACAGUGCGAAAUUGGUCCUUGAGGCUAUACUAUCACAGUCUGACAGUGGCGGCGCUAGUGACGACUUAAGUACACUGCGGCUUUUGCAUGACACCGUGAAUAGAUUGGUACAAGAUUUGAAGAGAACACGAAGCACAGAUCUAAUUGCCUGUGCGCCUAGUUGAGGUCUCUCCAUCACGAGAGCUAAAUUCUGAACCAUUUUCACCUGCCAUACUAGGAAUGCCUCUGAGGAAGGACGAUUGUUCGGGGAUUAUAUACAUACGGAGUCUUUGAUACAAGGAAAGGGGGCCGAGGGGCGGGGACAGCAGCACUAUCUGCAAGACCAUUAAUCAAC